AUGUCCAAACCGAGCGAAUGCCGUAGGGUUGAUAGUAAUGAAUUACCUCGUGAAGAAAAAUCAGAGAUCUACAAGAAUCAAACACUUACUCGUCAGAAAGAAAGCUCGUGGCAGGAUCCGGACUAUUUUGAUAGUGCGUGGAAGGAAUACACGUUUGUGAUAUCUGGUAUGGUAGCACAACUUUUGAAUCAAGCAGGAAGCACAAUGACUUUGCCACUAAUAAAUGUUUUAUCCAAAGAGCUAAAUACACAAGAACACAGUGAAUCAUGGCUUAUGGCUUCCUUCCCCCUUGUUUCUGGGUCUUUCAUUUUAGUGAGUGGAAGAUUGGGCGAUAUCUAUGGUUUAAAAAAAACACUACUUUUCGGUUAUAUCAUUUUAAUAGUUUGGUCACUGAUAUGCGGUUUAACUAACUAUUCAAACAGCGGCAAAUUUUUCAUCGUCAGUAGAGCAUUUCAAGGCUUUGGUAUAUCAUUUAUUCUACCGAAUGUUUUGGGAAUAGUAGGAAAUAUAUAUAAGCCAGAAACUAAAAGGAAGAACAUGGUUAUUAGCUUAAUUGGGAUGUGUGCACCUCUAGGCGCUACCUUGGGAACGUUUUUUUCCGGCUUAAUUGUAGUAAAAUCAGAAAGGAAUUGGCCUUGGACAUUCUAUGCGUACACAAUAGCAGCAACGAUCAAUCUUUUCAUCAGUUAUUCUGUAAUUCCUAAUAAUAUACCCACUAAUACUCACGGAUUUUCUAUGGAUUGGAUUGGCGCUGCUAUUGGAAUUUCGGGAUUAAUUCUGUUCAAUUUUGUGUGGAAUCAGGCACCUAUUGUGGGAUGGGAUGUGGGCUAUAUAAUCGCCCUCUUAAUUGUUUCUGUGUUCCUGAUAAUAGGUUUUUUUGUCUUCGAAUUGAAUGGGGUCAAAGUUCCUUUACUUCCUGAAGAGGUAUCUUGCAACCGAGCAAACAUAAUGAUUCUGGGUUCAAUGUUUCUAGGUUGGGGCUCAUUCGGAAUUUGGACAUUUUACUACUUUCAAAUUGUGUUGAACCUUAGACAGUAUUCUCCAGUGUGGGCGGGAGGUACUUACUUCAUGUUUGCAAUUUGGGGGUGUAUUGCAGCAUUGACUGUUGCGUUCUCCAUCAAACGUGUUGGACCAGCAGUUCUUUUACUAUUUUCACUGAUAGCUUUUGAUUGUGGGUCAAUUAUAUUGAGUGUGACGCCUGUACACGAAACAUACUUCCGCUCUUGUUUGGGCGCAAUGAUUAUAUUAUCAUUUGGAAUGGAUCUUUCUUUCCCAGCAGCAUCAAUCAUAUUAAGCGACGAAUUACCUAUGCAAUAUCAGGGAAUGGCUGGUUCUUUAGUAAACACUGUAGUAAAUUAUUCAAUGUCACUUUUUCUCGGAAUUGGUGGAACGGUUGAACGUCAAAUCAAUAAAACAGGGCUUGAAUUAUUGAAAGGAUAUAGAGCUGCUUUAUAUUUCGCUAUUGGUUCUGCAUCUCUAGGAGUAUUGAUUAGUGGAAUUUUCGUCAUGGAGAGGAUUUGGAAGCAUAAUAGAGUUAAGAAAGCUUCACAGCAAAGUGAUUCAUGGGGAACUGACUAA
Messenger RNA from Zygotorulaspora mrakii, 1578 nucleotides. RefSeq names its product borate transporter (gene ATR1). The record is from RefSeq and is a predicted model, not a curated record. Lineage: Eukaryota; Fungi; Ascomycota; Saccharomycetes; Saccharomycetales; Saccharomycetaceae. The transcript has a single exon. Gene Ontology annotation, molecular function: transmembrane transporter activity. The coding region runs from base 1 to 1578 and encodes 525 amino acids. Gene Ontology annotation, biological process: transmembrane transport. Gene Ontology annotation, cellular component: membrane.